This is a messenger RNA of Ochotona princeps (American pika), 2794 nucleotides long. RefSeq names its product serum/glucocorticoid regulated kinase 1 (gene SGK1). Gene Ontology annotation, biological process: protein phosphorylation. Gene Ontology annotation, molecular function: protein serine/threonine kinase activity; phosphatidylinositol binding; ATP binding. The record is from RefSeq and is a predicted model, not a curated record. Bases 206 to 1786 code for a protein of 526 amino acids. NCBI's taxonomy places the organism in Eukaryota, Metazoa, Chordata, Mammalia, Lagomorpha, Ochotonidae. The transcript has 14 exons.
CUUUCCGCUGGCGGCCACUGAGCGUGGGGAGAGGCUGCGGCAGUCGCUAGCGCUGCAGAAUGUUUGAGUGAAGAAGGGAGCCCCACCAGAUUGCCCAUCCCGCUCGGUCUUCAUUAACUGUCCCCUGGAAGGGGACGGGGGAAACAGAUGCACUAACCAGGCGGUGCCACCCUGGAUCUUAACUGUGAAUGCCCCGCCGUGGAAAAUGGUAAACAAAGACAUGAAUGGAUUCCCAGUCAAGAAAUGCUCAGCCUUCCAAUUUUUUAAGAAGCGGGUACGAAGAUGGAUCAGGAGUCCCAUGGUCAGUGUGGAUAAGCAUCCGAGCCCCAGCCUGAAGUACACGGGCCCCUCGGGGGUGCCACUGCCCCCAGGGGAGCCAGACUUGGAGACAGCCUUGUGUCAGAUAUGCCUGGGUGAUCACGCUUUCCAGAGGGGAGUCCUUCCUCAGGACAAGGAGUCGUGCUCCUGGGAAAUGCAGCCUGGAUGCGAGGUGAAAGAGCCAUGUAAUCCUGCCAACAUCCUGACCAAGCCUGAUCCAAGAACCUUCUGGACUAACGAUGACCCAGCUUUCAUGAAACAGAGGAGGAUGGGCCUGAACGACUUCAUUCAGAAGAUUGCCAAUAAUUCCUAUGCAUGCAAACACCCAGAAGUUCAGUCCAUUUUGAAAAUCUCACCACCCCAGGAGCCCGAGCUCAUGAACGCCAACCCUUCUCCUCCCCCAAGUCCAUCCCAACAGAUCAACCUUGGCCCAUCAUCCAAUCCUCACGCUAAACCAUCAGACUUCCACUUCUUAAAAGUGAUUGGAAAGGGCAGCUUUGGAAAGGUCCUUCUAGCGAGACACAAAGCAGAGGAAGUUUUCUAUGCGGUCAAGGUUUUGCAGAAGAAAGCGAUCCUGAAGAAGAAGGAGGAGAAGCACAUCAUGUCGGAGCGGAAUGUCCUGCUCAAGAACGUGAAGCACCCUUUCCUAGUGGGCCUGCACUUCUCCUUCCAGACAGCUGACAAGCUCUACUUUGUCCUGGACUACAUUAACGGGGGAGAGUUGUUUUACCAUCUCCAGAGGGAACGCUGCUUCCUGGAACCGCGGGCGCGUUUCUAUGCUGCUGAGAUAGCCAGUGCCUUGGGUUACCUGCACUCCCUGAACAUCGUGUAUAGAGAUUUGAAGCCGGAGAAUAUUCUGUUAGAUUCACAGGGACACAUUGUCCUUACUGACUUUGGACUCUGCAAGGAGAACAUUGAGCACAAUGGCACGACAUCCACUUUCUGUGGCACCCCAGAGUAUCUUGCACCAGAGGUGCUCCAUAAGCAGCCCUAUGACAGGACAGUGGACUGGUGGUGCCUCGGGGCCGUCUUGUAUGAGAUGCUGUAUGGCCUGCCUCCUUUCUAUAGCCGAAACACAGCUGAGAUGUACGACAACAUUCUGAACAAGCCCCUCCAGCUGAAACCAAAUAUCUCAAAUUCCGCAAGAAACCUCCUGGAGGGCCUCCUGCAGAAGGACCGGACCAAGAGGCUCGGUGCCAAGGAUGAUUUUAUGGAGAUUAAGGGUCACGUCUUCUUCUCUGUAAUUAACUGGGAUGAUCUCAUUAAUAAGAAGAUUAUGCCUCCUUUUAACCCAAACGUGAGCGGACCCGGUGACCUGCGACACUUUGAUCCCGAGUUCACUGAAGAACCUGUCCCCAACUCCAUUGGCAGGUCUCCCGACAGCAUCCUCAUCACAGCUAGUGUGAAGGAAGCCGCCGAAGCUUUCCUGGGCUUCUCCUACGCACCACCCAUGGACUCCUUCCUCUGAACACUCUUGCGGUUGGUUGUGAAGGAUUUCCUGUGUUUCUUAACUAUUUCAGUUAGCCUUCCGGCAGAGCUGCCAGCUGACGGGACAUCUUUGAUGAGAAUUUGCACAUCCUUGGGAGCUUGGCAGUCUCACUGCACAGGGCUUGCUGGAAGCUUGGGGAAGAGCACAUCAUCCUCUCAGUGAGCUCAUGAGGCUUUCCUUCUUCCUUCCAACGUGGUGCUAUCUCCGAACCGAGCGUGAGAGUGCCGUCCCAAGACCGAGGCCAGAGUCUGGUUAGAAGGAGGAUGAGCGUGUUCUGACAGGCACCUGCUGCGGGACUGUCAUGAAUAUUAAUGAAACGUGCCUUUCCUGAUGAGGUUGUGUUAGCUCCAAAGCUUUUCCUACUGUGGAGUGUUUCCGUUCUGUACUCCUUGUGGAUCUCCCCGUGUGACCAGUGGUGUGAGUGUGGUGUGCUUGAUCACAGGUGGAUUUUGUUAUAAGCAUCAAUGUGACACUUGCAGGACACUACAAUGUGGGACAUUGUUUGUUUCUUCCAUAUUUGGAAGAUAAAUUUAUGUGUAGACUUUUGUGAGAUAUAGUUAAUAACUAAAAUUUCUUGAAAUGGUCUUGCAAUGACUUGUAUCCAGAUGCUUAAAGAAAGCAUUGCUGCUACAAAUAUUUCUAUUUUUAGAAAGGGUUUUUAUGGACCAAUGCCCCAGUUGUCGGUCAAAGCCAUUGGUUUGUUAUUGUUUAAAAUGUCACCUGUAAAGUGGGCAUUAUUUAUGUUGUGUGUAUGUGUGGUUUUUUUUUUUUUGCAUUCCUGAUAACUGUAUGUAUUGUAUAAAGAAAGUCUGUACAUUGGGUUAUAACACUAGUAUAUUUAAACUUACAGGCUUAUUUGUAAUGUAAGCCACCAUUUUAAUGUACUGUAAUUAACAUGGCUAUAAUCUGUACAAUCCUCUCCUACACACACAACUUUUUUUGUGUGUGAUAAACCAAUUUCGGUUUGCAAUAAAACCUUGAAAAGUA